GAGAGGGAGAGAGAGGAGCUAGUUGGAUAGGCAAUUCCAGUACUUUGUAAGCAUCAAGGCAGCCCAACGUCACUGAGCUCAGCUGAGUCGGCUUGUAUUUCUGAGAGAGAGAGAGAGAGAGAGAGAGAGAGAGAGAGAGAGAGAGAGAGAGAGAGAAAUAUCUUACCUCGGAUUCCGGAACUUUAACCCUGAAAGCGGCGCUCAGAGAGGACUUGGACCAUUCCCACGGCUUCCUCGGGUCUCCCCACUUUCCCUCCCGGGAGGAGCAGGCCACUGGGCUUAUCCUAUUGAGACCCCCCACCCCCCUGCUGUUUUGCGUUGUUUGGAGCCCUUCUGGCGCCUGACAGCUUGGAAGUCUUUAGGGAGAGAGCGGCGCAGAGCGGAGGUGUGUGCUGGCCGUGGGCCCGGCUGCCGGGGCUGCAGCGCUGGGUGCCCCUUCGCAGGCAGCACAGCCUCUGGUCCGCACGCAGCCCCCCGCGUAAACCCGGAGCCACCAUGCCGGCGCCCCCGCCUCUGCGCGGCCGGCUGCCCUGCUAGGAGCACCAGGGAGGUGGUGAAUGCACCGGCUUCACCGAGUGAGCGCUGGACCCCGCGCGGUCACAGGGCCCCGGGCACACCAUGGCCGACGCAGAUGAGGGCUUUGGCCUGGCGCACACACCCCUGGAACCGGACUCAAAGGAUCUCCCCUGUGACUCAAAGCCAGAGAGCACGCUAGGGGCCCCCAGCAAGUCCCCAUCGUCCCCACAGGCCGCCUUCACCCAGCAGGGCAUGGAAGGGAUCAAGGUGUUUCUCCACGAAAGAGAGCUGUGGCUGAAAUUCCACGAAGUGGGCACGGAGAUGAUCAUAACCAAGGCCGGCAGGCGGAUGUUUCCCAGUUACAAAGUGAAGGUGACUGGCCUUAAUCCCAAAACGAAGUACAUUCUCCUCAUGGACAUCGUCCCUGCCGACGACCACAGAUACAAGUUUGCAGAUAAUAAAUGGUCGGUGACUGGCAAAGCGGAGCCCGCCAUGCCAGGCCGCCUGUACGUGCACCCGGACUCGCCGGCCACCGGGGCGCAUUGGAUGCGGCAGCUCGUCUCCUUCCAGAAACUCAAGCUCACCAACAACCACCUGGACCCGUUUGGGCAUAUUAUUCUAAAUUCCAUGCACAAAUACCAGCCCAGAUUACACAUCGUGAAAGCCGACGAAAAUAAUGGAUUUGGCUCAAAAAAUACUGCUUUCUGCACCCACGUCUUUCCUGAGACGGCGUUUAUCGCGGUGACUUCCUACCAGAAUCACAAGAUCACCCAGUUAAAGAUCGAGAACAAUCCCUUCGCCAAAGGCUUCCGGGGCAGCGACGAUAUGGAACUGCACAGAAUGUCAAGAAUGCAAAGUAAAGAAUAUCCCGUGGUUCCCAGGAGCACAGUGAGACAGAAAGUGGCCUCCAACCACAGCCCUUUCAGCAGUGAGCCUCGAGCUCUCUCCACCUCAUCCAACUUGGGGUCCCAGUACCAGUGCGAGAAUGGUGUGUCAGGACCCUCCCAGGACCUUCUGCCCCCACCCAAUCCGUACCCACUGCCCCAGGAGCACAGCCAAAUAUACCAUUGCACCAAGAGGAAAGCAGAUGAAGAAUGCUCCACCGCAGACCAUCCCUACAAGAAGCCCUACAUGGAGACAUCGCCCAGCGAAGAAGACCCAUUCUAUCGCCCCAGCUAUCCCCAGCAGCAGGGCCUGAGUGCCUCCUACAGGACAGAGUCAGCCCAGCGCCAGGCCUGCAUGUAUGCCAGCUCCGCGCCGCCCAGCGAGCCUGUGCCCAGCCUGGAGGACAUCAGCUGCAACACGUGGCCCAGCAUGCCUUCCUACAGCAGCUGCACGGUCACCACCGUGCAGCCCAUGGACAGGCUACCCUACCAACACUUCUCGGCUCACUUCACCUCGGGGCCUCUGGUCCCCCGGCUGGCUGGCAUCGCCAACCACGGCUCCCCCCAGCUCGGGGAGGGGAUGUUCCAGCACCAGACCUCCGUGGCCCACCAGCCUGUGGUCAGGCAGUGUGGGCCUCAGACUGGCCUGCAGUCCCCUGGCGGCCUGCAACCAUCUGAGUUCCUCUACUCCCAUGGCGUGCCAAGGACCCUGUCCCCACACCAGUACCACUCGGUGCAUGGGGUUGGCAUGGUGCCAGAGUGGAGCGAGAAUAGCUAAAGCGAAGCCUGCUUCCUUAACAGACAUUUGCUAGAGAGAGAGGAGAGAGAGAAAGAGAGAGAGAGAGAGCAGGAGAGAGACAGUAGCCGAGAGAACCCCACAGAUAAGGUAUUUCAUUUCACCCCACAUUCACGCCUGCACUUGAGACCCCCAGACACUGAUCUAAUCAGUAGUCUGAAACCACAGUACAAAAAAUGUGACUUUGUCAUUUCGUCUCAAAACUAAAAAAAAAAAAAAAAAAAAAAAAAAAAGAACAACAACAAAAUUGAGUCCCAUUCCCACCACAACCACCACAAUCAUCCAUGGGCCACAUUCACACCACCUCCAGAGGGCCUCCCGGAUUCCUUCUUUUGGUCUCCAGCAAGUCUUGCCUCAUCGAGUGUGUUAUCCUAAUGCAGAGUUGGAGUCUUUUCCUGUCUUGCUGUUAAUGUUGACAUUGUUAUAUAAUAAAUAAUAAUAUAUUUUUUUUCUUUC
Myotis daubentonii (Daubenton's bat) is the source of this 2652-nucleotide messenger RNA. It is a transcript of the gene TBX5, whose product is annotated as T-box transcription factor 5. Gene Ontology annotation, cellular component: nucleus; chromatin. The record is from RefSeq and is a predicted model, not a curated record. Gene Ontology annotation, biological process: pattern specification process; cell fate specification; cardiac left ventricle formation. Lineage: Eukaryota; Metazoa; Chordata; Mammalia; Chiroptera; Vespertilionidae. Gene Ontology annotation, molecular function: RNA polymerase II cis-regulatory region sequence-specific DNA binding; DNA-binding transcription factor activity, RNA polymerase II-specific.